Molecule: messenger RNA, 1640 nt
Organism: Scheffersomyces stipitis CBS 6054
Lineage: Eukaryota; Fungi; Ascomycota; Pichiomycetes; Serinales; Debaryomycetaceae
Gene: ARO8
Product: bifunctional 2-aminoadipate transaminase/aromatic-amino-acid:2-oxoglutarate transaminase
Exons: 1
Coding region: 112-1590 (492 amino acids)
Biological process (GO): L-tyrosine biosynthetic process; aromatic amino acid catabolic process
Molecular function (GO): pyridoxal phosphate binding; L-2-aminoadipate:2-oxoglutarate transaminase activity; aromatic-amino-acid:2-oxoglutarate transaminase activity
Source: RefSeq, a predicted model, not a curated record
CGUUCAGAAAAUACAGUCUGGUUGUUGUCUCAAUCUGACUCUCUUUUGGUUGUUGUACCUCGAAUCUCUCUCUUCUCGACUCCAACUUUCAUACUCGCUUAAUUGUUCACCAUGACGAAGCCACAGGCAAAGGACUUGACUCAUUUAUUGUCGGCAGAAGCCGUUUCGAGAAAGAACUCGCCCUUGAAGUCAGCUUUCAAGUACUUCAAGGAGCCUGGAAUGACCUUUUUGGGUGGAGGGCUCCCAUUGGCUGAUUACUUCCCAUUUGAAAAAAUCACUGCUGAGGUGCCAACUCCUUCUUUCCCUAACGGAAUCGGUGCAAAAAUCACUGACGAAAACAAAACCGUUGUAGAAGUUUACAAGAGAGCCGCCGACAACAAGCCAGAAAACAAUGACGUCGAAUUGGCCAGGUCGUUGCAGUAUGGUUAUACAGAAGGUGCUCCAGAAAUCAUGGAAUUUCUUAAGGAACACACCGACUUGAUUCACAAGGUUCCAUACGAAGAUUGGGAUGCAGUCGCCUCAGUCGGUAACACUGAAUCGUGGGAAUCGACCUUGAGAACGUUUGUUACCAGAGGUGAUUCCAUCUUGGUUGAAGAAUACUCAUUCUCUUCUGCCUUGGAAACUGCUCAUGCUCAAGGUGUCAACACCAUUCCAGUACAAAUGGACGAAUACGGUCUCAUCCCCGAGGCCUUGUCGCAGUUGUUGGACCAGUGGGUUGGACCUAAACCAAAGUUGUUGUAUACCAUCUGUACCGGACAAAACCCUACUGGUUCGUGUUUGAGUGCUGAAAGAAGAAAGGCCAUCUACGAUUUGGCUGUCAAGCACGAUUUCAUCAUCAUUGAAGAUGAACCUUACUACUUUUUGCAAAUGGAAACUUACACUUCAGACAAGUCUUCUAGAGGUGGAAAACACGUCCAUGACCGUGAAGAAUUCAUUUCUGCCUUGGUUCCUUCUUUCCUUUCUCUUGAUGUAGAAGGUAGGGUUGUCAGAUUGGACUCGUUCUCAAAGGUUUUGGCUCCGGGUUUGAGAUUCGGCUGGAUCAUCGGCCAAUCUACGCUUUUGGAAAGAUACGUGAGAUUGCACGAAGUGUCUAUCCAAUGUCCUUCUGGUCUUACCCAGUCUUUGGUCAAUGGUUUGUUGCAAAGAUGGGGCCAAAAUGGAUACUUGGACUGGUUGAUUGGCUUGAGAGCUGAAUACACUCACAAGAGAGAUGUAGCCAUCGAUGCUGUAACUGAGUACUUCCCUAAGGAAAUCAUUUCCUACGUACCACCAGUGGCAGGUAUGUUCUUCACCGUAACCAUUGAUGCCAGUAAGCAUCCUAAGUUUGAUACUGAGUACGAAAAGGACCCAUUGAAGGUUGAAACUGCCAUCUACGAACAGUCUAUCAAGCAGGGAACCUUGAUGAUUCCAGGCUCCUGGUUCAAGUCCGAAGGAGAAUCCAACCCUCCACAAAAGCCAUUGGCAGAAAACCCAUCGCACAAGACUCACAUCUUUUUCAGAGGUACCUACGCUGCUGUGCCAUUGGAUGAAUUGCAAUUCGGAUUGAAAAAGUUCGGUAAGGCUCUUAAGAUUGAAUAUGGCCUAGAGUAGGUAUAUUAAAUAGAUAUAGAUAUGAUAAAAGUAUGAUAAAAAAAAGUAUG